AUGAAUCGUUCUCGUACUUCGACUCCAAUCAAGAGCCCGAAGAGAGAAGCAAAGCCUAUUCAGAAUGUUGAAGAGGAAUUUUGCAAGAGAACUCUUAAUUUAAUGACCGCUUUUUACGAGAAUUUACCAAUUGCAGAAAUAUUAAACUUCCCUCCUGUAGAGAAAGUUGAAGUUCCUCAGGAAAAGAAAUGUCAAUUUAAUUCUUCAAUUGUUGAUCUCCGUCUUAAGCGCGCCCAAGAAAACCAGCAAAAACUUAUUCGCGAAUAUAACGAAAAAUACGAUUCUCAUAUUAAUGAAGUAAAAGAGAUGCUUAAGUCAUCUACAUCAACUUUGGAUGAUGUUUUCCAUUCAGAGCCUGUUGACAGACCACCAAAGCCACUUUAUAUCAUGAAUGCAGAGAAAGAUAAAGAGGCUGAGAAAGUUAUUAAGAGAAGAUAUAUGAAGAGCCUCAAUAUUCUCAAAAUGGAACCGAUAAUGAAAGAAAGAUUACAAGAAUCAGAAAAACGUGGAAAGGAGCGUGCAGCUUGGCGUGUUAAUAGGAUGAGUAAAGUUAAUAAUGAGACCAAGCAUGCAGAUCAUUCUCCACAUCCAUGGAAAGGAACUAGUACAUUAAAAGAAAGGGAGUUGAUCAAAUACAAGCCUGAUGGUGGCUAUCCAGUUACAAAAAAUAUGAAUAAGACCAACAAUUCAGUAAAUGUUCAAUCUGAUGAAGAAUAUUAA
This is a messenger RNA of Trichomonas vaginalis G3, 720 nucleotides long. RefSeq lists its product as uncharacterized. The record is from RefSeq and is a predicted model, not a curated record. NCBI's taxonomy places the organism in Eukaryota, Parabasalia, Trichomonadida, Trichomonadidae. The transcript has a single exon. The coding region runs from base 1 to 720 and encodes 239 amino acids.